Pelobates fuscus (common spadefoot toad) is the source of this 4133-nucleotide messenger RNA. It is a transcript of the gene CARD19, whose product is annotated as caspase recruitment domain family member 19. The transcript has 6 exons. NCBI's taxonomy places the organism in Eukaryota, Metazoa, Chordata, Amphibia, Anura, Pelobatidae. The record is from RefSeq and is a predicted model, not a curated record. The coding region runs from base 87 to 641 and encodes 184 amino acids. Gene Ontology annotation, cellular component: mitochondrion. Gene Ontology annotation, biological process: regulation of apoptotic process.
GACAGGCAGCCACCUAAACAAGGAAGUCUGUAGGUCUGAUUCCCGUGCAGGAGUCUUACAAGAAGUCCUGUAGUUUUGAUCCCACCAUGUCAGGGAAUUCGUAUUCUGAUCGAUUGCAGGAGGAUACACCAUAUUUAACAAGUAAUGGAAGGUUGAAUGAGCACUUAGUGGAUAAAAUAGUUUUGCAGCUAAAUAGAGUUUAUCCACAAAUCCUUUCUAACAAAGAAGCAGAGCAGUUCAGGAAUCCAAAAACAUUGGUUCGAAAAAGGCUGUCUGAUUUGCUGAAGCAUCUGAAAAGUAAAGGAGAUCUGGCGUGUCAGGAGUUCUACCGAGCGCUACGGAAUAAUGCUGAUAAAAUCUAUGCCACGUUACCAAGCAGGAAAAAUAUGACUAAUAUCUCAAGUCCAGUGGAAAUAAUCAGCAACCAGGAGAAAAUAAUUUUAAAUGACCGGGGUCCUGUGUUUUUCCUGGCUUGCUUUAGUGUGGCUGCAGGGCUGGCAUUCUUGAUGUACUACAAUAACUCAGAUUUAAAACCUACAGGUGCAUCUAAAAAGGUAUUGGGAUUCAGUGCUUUUGGAUUUGGGCGACACAUUAAAAACAUUUUAAUUUCCUACCUUGAUGAAGUAUCAUUGAAUAACUGACAUCCUGUCCUGGUCUUGCAUUGACCAUUUCUUACACCAAAGAAAAUGUCCAUCGUCUGGAGCUGCUGCUUUGCCAGUUAACUUUCAUGCUGUUCCCUGUGGGACGGAUUAUAAUGUUUGGUGCGGGCUUACAGCAUGGUAUAUAGCAGAGUAUUUUAAUAAGGACCAAAGACCAUAAAAACAAGCAAUUUAUAUUUAUUUUUUUGUGGUGUGGUGUUUGAUAAGCUGAAUAUGCAUGUUUGACAAGCAGCUCUAUAUGUAUAUGAAUUAUGUAUGCACAUGUAUUAUGUUUUUACUUGCCAAAAUGGGUCAAGCUCUGUCAUUUAAGCCUCAGUUUAAUUUUUAUUGUGAUCAUGUAUAGUUUUGUAACAUUUUAUAUUUUCAGGCACUCAUUAAAACACAUAUAAACCUGACAAUUCUAGGGUUGUUUCAAUGCCAGAGUGGCCUACAGUUAUUUAGAUUUCAACACCUCUCUAUCACUCAGUUAGUGUUGCUUGGUUACUUCAGACUAGCUAAGGCCUUAGCAAAGCUCAAAUAUGGUCCAUAAUUCCCUCACUCCCUAGUCUCAAAAUACUCUAUUCACUCAAAUUCAAUCUAUCACAUACCCGCUAAACUCAUAUUACUUUUGUCAUCUCCUGAUUACAUGACCUUACUCUUAUAGUCCUCUGAGCCUCUCAAUGUGACUCAGCCCCAUAACCAUUUUUCCAUCUUAGUCACAUUACUCCAAACAGAAUCCCUUCACUCAAAUCCUGUAAUCCAAUAGGAAAGCAUUGGGAGGCUUUUGUGCAUGCGCAGCAAAACACCUUGCUACACCAAUCCGCAUCUCCUCAUAGAGAUGCAUUGAAUUUCUCUGGGGAACGUUCAGCACCUUCGUGCAGCACUAACACAGGAAGCAAAUCUAGAGGUGUAACUAGUAAGCAAUGUAAACACUGCCUUUUCUUUGAAAAGGCAGUGUGUGAAGUGCUUAGGCUGCAGGGAUAUGCUAUAGACACCAGAAACACUAAAUUAAGCUGUAUCGAUUCUCUUGACUAGAGUGCCACUUUAUCUACGUUACCCCAUCCCCAUAAUCUCCUUACCACCUAAAGCCUUACCUAUAUAGUCCUGUCACCACCACCAGCCGCAACCUCAUUACUUUUUACCUAUACACCUCUCACCAUUCCAGCCUCAACUUAUUUUUUUUACCUUCUCCUCAUAUUCCCCUGGUCUUACUAGCCUCAAUCACAGCCCAUCCACAUAAUCCCAAAAUGACUCCAUGCCCCAAUCACAUUACCACAUCUCCUAACCUCAGCCCCAAACAAAUUCCCAUUAUUCAAUCAUUUCCAGUCCCACCAAUCACACCACUCACUGGCGCACACAGUGCAACCAUGCCCCUAAUCCCAUAUAAUCACAGCCAGAUAUUACCCUCAUCUCAUAAUCAUAUCAAUGCCAACCAGGUAGUGUAUUUAAACUCCUUCAGUCAUAUCAAUCUCCGCUAGAGAUUGCCCUCUAUCCCCCAGUUUCAUCAGUUUGUUUUCUGCCAAAUAGUCCCCUAAUUUCUGCCCAUUUCUGAUGGUCUACUGAUGCAAAUUGCUGAAGUUCUUUAGACCUGCUUGCCACCUCACUAGGCCUCUUGUGUCUCCUACAUCUAAGGAGGGAGGUAAUGCCAAUGCACAGACAGUGCUUUGGAAAGGCCCACUGAGACUUGUCCAUCAGCAUUAGUAUUACAAGGCAACGCCCCAACAAGAACAAGGCUUUAGGGAGUCACCUAUUUGACCCAUUACUGGCGCCACCUCUUAUGGUUUUGAUGUGCUGAGUGAUGUUGUAUAGCAGUACCGUGAUGUAGCUCACUCACCAAAGUGUUUGGUAGUUUGUCAGCAUCCAGAGCUGCAAAGGGAAUAUUCCAGAAAAAUAUGUAACUUUUAUUAUAUGUAUGCUCUGUUUUACUAACUACAUAGCUGCUAGUUAAAAAAAGAAAAGAAAAAGCACAUGGUUUCAUUUUAAAAGAUGUAAUUGCUGGUGCCCUUUGAAGUGUAGUGUACUGUAAGUGUUGGCAGCUAAAAACAGGCCAUUUUAGUGUACCAAAGAUGGCUACUAUAUUAUAAGUUGACGUGGUUUUAUUUCUUUAACGAUGUAAACUCCCCUGCCCUCCAUUGCCAGCUAUUGUAUUUCCAGUUGGUGAAAUAGUGCUUAAAUACUAUUUUGUUCAUUGAAAAUUAUUUUACAUUUAGUUUUGUUUUUCAUUUUCACCUUUAUCUGUAACAAUUGUUUUUGAAAUGCCUCAGGACAAAAUCUGUUUUCCUGUUUUGGAAUACACUGGGAAAUUGAGUAAGAUCAUUCCAGAGCAGGAGAUUCAGAAUAGAAUUUUGUUUAUUUAAGCUCUUUGUGGGCGAUGUUUAUUGUAAUAGAAUAAAUAUUUGUGUGUGUUAAGGACAGAUCAUGUUUUCAAAAAAAAACCAUAUUGCACUAUGGGUAACAUCAUGCGUGCCUUUAUUUUCUGUAAUGCACAGUUUUACUGACACCAGGCAUUACAAGGGACCCCAAUCUCACAGCAGCACUAGAACAUACAUGUUCCAGUCAGCCAAUGAUUAGAGAGAAUACACUUUUUACAGAUGGACCCAUUUUAGGAAGCUGAAGAGGCAGAAAUGAGAUUGUUUCUCCAUUUCCUCUAUUGACUGUAGGGGCUGAUUUAUGGGUGGCACCUAUAACUUCCAAUUUUAAACAGUGUGUAACUUAUUGCCACGGGUGCCUUAUUAAUAGUGUUAAAAGAGCACUAUAAAUUACUACACUGUGUUAAGGUGUAAAUGAAUGUUUAACGGAAGCAAUAUAUGUGCACAGAAGUGAAAAGUAUUCAGGCUUAGACCUGCCAGAAGUAUAGCUUUCGGCAGGCAAGACAUAUUAAUGCUCAUAAUCCAUUAAUGAGUAUAGACACAAAGAAAUAAGUCCUGCUCUCAAACACCCAUUUUUCGUGGGUGGCUGCAAUGUCUAUAGUAUGCAGCAGCCCAAAACCAAAAAAAGGUUACCUGCUCACAAUACCAAAUCACAUUUAAAUAACUGUUUAAAUAAUUGUUACACACUUGAAAACUGAUGUCUAUAGGAAAAAAGAAACGUUUUAUAUAUCUGUACAUUUUAAUAGUCCAUUUCAGCAACGUGGUAAGGAAAUCAUUGAAUAUGUUUAUGCAGAAAUAUUAAAGCUUAUAAACUAUAUUUUUAUAAUGUAAAAGGUAAGAGAGUAAUGGUUUGCUUCCAUUUUUAUAAUGCUAUUCUGGAUCUCACCGUCCAAUUGCUAAUAUUUUAGUCAGCUUCUGGCUAUUUUUGUUUAUGAACUGCCAAUGGAACAAGCAUAGGAUACUAAUCUUUAAAACUUGUAAUCUUGUUUCCUAUAGUAAUAAUGGACAGUCUAUAUUAUUCUCCUUUUAGAAUAUUAGAAGUUUUGCAAAAAAAAAAAAUUGUACUUGCACAAAUAUGGAAGAUUACUGUAAUAAUUUAAUUGUAUUUGAGCUUCCGUUAAUGUCU